AUGGGGGUAGUCCUUACGUUGGUGUUUGACGUGGUGCGCUUCUGGCACAGAAAACUCAAGGAAUGGUACGCGCGAAAGAGCCCCGUCGAACUCUGGCUCGACCUGCUCCGCAACGCCGAGGCCUUUGAGGACUGGGAAGAGGCCGCCCUCCACCUCGACAACCUCCUGGGGCUCGACCUCUGGCGCAACAACCCGACGUCCAAGUACUACGACUACCGCCUCAUCCACGAACGCCUCAACUCCUUCCUCGAGGCCAACGAGGACGCCGACGUCAACCACCUCGUCAACCUGCUGCGCUCCGGCCUCGUCCGCAACCUCGGCAACAUUAGCUCGCCAAAGCUCUACAACCGCGCCUUCGCCGGCACAAAGUACCUCAUCGAAGAGUACGUCACCCACGUCGCCGAGGCCGUCGACGAUGUGACGGCCCUGCCGACGACGCCGCCCGCCGUCGAGUCGCCGUCGCGCAGCGGCACCGGCAACACUGUCAACAGCACCAGCAGCAACGACAAGGGACGCCCCCCGACGGCGACCAUCGUCAGCGCCGCCGCCGCAACGCUGACGAACCAGACCAAGCUCGACUUCAUCCACGACACGCGCCAGGCCUUUGGCCGCAGCACCCUCGUCUUCCAGGGCGGCGCCAUCUUCGGCCUCUGCCACCUCGGCGUCGCCAAGGCCCUGUUCCUGCGAGGGCUCCUGCCCCGCAUCAUCACCGGCACAGCCACCGGCGCCCUCAUCGCCGCGCUCGUGGCCAUCCAUACCGAGGAGGAGCUGCCGGCCGUGCUCAGGGGCGACGGCAUCGAUCUGUCGGCCUUCUCCCCCAAGGCCGCGGCCGACGACGGGUCCGUCGCGAAGCAGUCGUUUGCGUCGCGGUGGCAGACGCUGCUGCGGAGGGGCAGGCGGUUCUGGAAGGAGGGCUACUUCCUCGACGUCAAGGUCCUCGAGGACUGUGUGCGGGCCAAUGUUGGCGACCUGACCUUUGAGGAGGCCUAUAACCGGAGCAAGCGCGUCUUGAACAUCACCGUGGCCACGGCUGGCCAGGGCGGCGUGCCGACGCUGCUCAACUACCUGACGGCCCCGAAUGUGCUCAUCUGGACGGCAGCCGUGGCCUCCAAUGCCUCAUCAGCAAGCCUCUACGGCCACCGCGAGACGACGGUCCUCUGCAAGGACGCCCAGGGCCACAUUGUCCCGUGGGCGCCCGCCAACACAAUCGACUUUCGCCACUGGACGCACGUGUCCUACUCGGAGCGCGAGUCACCCCUGCUACGCAUCGCCGAGCUCUUCAACGUCAACCACUUUAUCGUCUCUCAGGCCCGGCCCUACCUCAUCCCCUUUCUGCAGAGCGACAUGCACGGGCCCUCGCUCCUCGAGACGCGCAGCAAGACAACCACGUCCGUCACGGCCUUUCUCGUCCGCAUGGUCGGCCUCGAGCUUCGCCACCGCCUGCGCCAGCUCGACACGCUGCAGAUGUUGCCGGCCAGCAUCCGCCGCUUCCUCGUCGAUGAGCGCGUCCCCGGCGCCGCCCUGACCCUCGUCCCCGAGGUCACGGCCGGCGACUUUGUGCGCCUGCUCGAGACGCCCACGCGCGAGACGCUCGACUACUGGAUCCUCCGCGGCGAGCGCAGCGUCUGGCCCGCCGUCGCCGCGCUGCGCGUCCGUUGCGCUGUCGAGAACGAGCUCGACAGGUCCUACCAGAAGGUCAGGCGCUUCAAAGCUGGGGGCCUGCGGCGGAAGGGCUCCGUCGCCGGGCCGGGCAGCAUGGAGAAGGAGGCUCUGGGCGGUGGGGGGAGGUAG
This is a messenger RNA of Verticillium nonalfalfae, 1791 nucleotides long. RefSeq lists its product as uncharacterized. Gene Ontology annotation, molecular function: triacylglycerol lipase activity. The record is from RefSeq and is a predicted model, not a curated record. The coding region runs from base 1 to 1791 and encodes 596 amino acids. Gene Ontology annotation, biological process: lipid metabolic process. NCBI's taxonomy places the organism in Eukaryota, Fungi, Ascomycota, Sordariomycetes, Glomerellales, Plectosphaerellaceae. The transcript has 3 exons.